AUGGGUGAACUGGACUCUUCCAACAUGGCCACAGAACUCGACUUCGACGUGCUGAUCAUAGGCGCCGGGCUGAGUGGGAUAUACUCCCUGUACCGAAUGCGGGAGCUGGGGUUGAAAACCAGAGUCCUCGAGGCUGGUACAGGUGAGGGAGGGACGUGGUAUUGGAAUCGAUAUCCUGGUGCACGCUUCGAUUCUGAAAGUUAUUCUUACAGUUACUCCUUCUCACAGGAGGUGCUCGAAGAAUGGAGCUGGACAGAGCAUUUCGCCCCUCAACCCGAGACGUUGCGGUAUAUUCAAUUCGUGACGGACAAAUUCGACCUGCGACGAGAUAUGCAGUUCAACACCGAAAUCAAAUCAGCCCAUUACCACGACAGCAGCCGAUCAUGGGAACUGACGGAUGAUAAGGGUAACCGAUACACCUCGAGAUUCCUGAUCACUGCAAUGGGCAUCUUGAAUAAGCCCACCCUCCCUAACAUUCCCGGCGUCGGUGACUUCAAGGGAGAAGCCUUCCACACCGCCCGUUGGCCUCGAAAACCAGUAAAUCUCCAAGGCAAACGGGUGGGGAUAAUAGGUACAGGAGCCACAGGUAUACAAAUCAUCCAAGAGAUUGUAAAAACCGUGGGUCAUUUGACGGUAUUUCAACGAACAGCGAAUUGGUCCGCUCCACUCCGUAACGCCAAAAUCACCCCAGCAGAGAUGGACGAAAUCCGCAAGCAAUAUCCUGAGAUUUUCAAAAAGUGUAAAGAGUCAGCCACCUGCUUUCUACACCCAGCGGAGCCAAGGAAGUCGACCGAAGUAUCCGAGGCAGACAGACUAGCACACUGGGAAGACAUAUAUUCGCGACCAGGGUUUGCCAAAUGGGUCAGCAAUUUUCCGGACAUUGCAUAUGACCGGGAGGCAAAUGCUAUUUGCAGCGAAUUCUUUGCAAACAAAAUUCGAGAAAGGGUUAAAGACCCCGUGACGGCAGAGAAGCUCAUUCCCAAAGACCAUGGCUGGGGAACACGGCGGAUACCGAUGGAGACUAAUUAUUUCGAAGCGUAUAACCAAGAUAAUGUCCGGCUGGUCGACCUCCGAGAGGAUCCAAUCGAGCGGGUGACAGAGAAAGGGGUGAAGACGCGCAGCGAAGAAUUCGAGCUCGAUAUCCUGAUAUACGCCACUGGAUUUGACGCUGUGACGGGAUGUUUCACGGCCGUCGACUUUCAGGGGGUUGACAACACGAAACUGAACGACGUCUGGAGCGAGGGCCCUCGUACGCAGCUGGGUCUGUUCGUUCAUGGUUUUCCUAACAUGAUGAUGGUCAUGGGACCUCAUCAGAUGUUUGGCAAUAUACCUCGAAGCAUUGAAUUUGCGGUCGGUUGGAUCGCUGACUGCAUACGUUAUUGCCGAGAAAACAAUAUUACGCGAAUCGAAGCCACUGAAAGAGGUGUAGAAGAGUGGACCGAGCACGUCCACCAAUGCUCCGUGGGCCUUCUGACGAAUGAGGUCGACUCUUGGAUGACAGGAAUCAACAAGAAUCUUGCUCAUAAGCAGAAGAGGACCAUUGCACGAUAUAUGGGACCUGCUCCGGGUUACAGGAAGAGGUGUGACGAGGUUGCUGCGAGGAAGUACUCAGAUCUUGACUUGUCUUGA
Messenger RNA from Fonsecaea erecta, 1629 nucleotides. RefSeq lists its product as hypothetical. NCBI's taxonomy places the organism in Eukaryota, Fungi, Ascomycota, Eurotiomycetes, Chaetothyriales, Herpotrichiellaceae. The transcript has 2 exons. Gene Ontology annotation, molecular function: NADP binding; N,N-dimethylaniline monooxygenase activity; flavin adenine dinucleotide binding. The record is from RefSeq and is a predicted model, not a curated record. The coding region runs from base 1 to 1629 and encodes 542 amino acids.